This is a messenger RNA of Acytostelium subglobosum LB1, 570 nucleotides long. RefSeq lists its product as hypothetical. Gene Ontology annotation, biological process: negative regulation of protein localization to cell surface; positive regulation of protein ubiquitination; copper ion homeostasis. Gene Ontology annotation, cellular component: endosome. Bases 1 to 570 code for a protein of 189 amino acids. The transcript has 3 exons. Lineage: Eukaryota; Evosea; Eumycetozoa; Acytosteliales; Acytosteliaceae. The record is from RefSeq and is a predicted model, not a curated record.
AUGGAUGCUAAACAGUUUCAAAGUUUAUUGGGAUUCCUACUCAAGAGGGAGUAUGAGAAUGAUGCUACUCUGUCUUCAUUGGAGAGUCUGAAAGAUCUGAUCUUUUCACAGUCUGAUCUCUCAAUGGACUCUAUUCUAGCAGUAUAUAACAAGUGUCUAAAUAUUAUAGAGAGAGCAAGUUACUCAGAUUUGGACUUGUCUGCCUUUGAGGUGUUGGCCAGGGAAAGUGGCUUUGAGCAGACACAACUUGAGGCAUUGACCAAGUUCUGGAAGACAAACAAGAAGAAGAUUCACGAUAUAUUGUACAGAAGCACAAGAUUCAAUAACUCUAUGCUUAAACUUAGUUGGAGACUUGACCUAAAGACAAAGUCAAAGGAUGUACCAGAGAUGAAUGAGCCAACGGCUAUCGUCGAGAUGGAUGUUUCAAAGACAUCAAACAACACUGCUACUACUACAACAGAUGGAAAGAAGUCACUUCAGAAGAUCAGAUUCGAGAUGGACAGAGAUCAGCUCCAGGAUGCACUCGAGCAGAUCAACAUCAUUCAGAAGCAUCUCCAGAAGGCAUCAUAA